AUGGGACAAGUAUUUGGGCGCGUGCUGGCGAAGCUGUGGGGCGGCGACAAGGAGAUCAGGAUUCUGAUUCUUGGACUCGAUGGUGCGGGAAAGACUACGAUUUUGUACCGGUUGCAGAUCGGAGAGGUUAUAACUACUGUUCCGACUAUCGGAUUCAAUGUCGAGACCCUGACAUACAAGAACUUGAAGUUUAAUGUUUGGGAUCUUGGUGGGCAAACCAGUAUACGACCGUAUUGGCGAUGCUACUAUGCCAACACUGCGGCUGUCAUUUUUGUUGUGGACGCGACGGAUAGAGAGCGCAUCAACACGAGCAAAGAGGAAUUGAAGGAGAUGCUGAACGAGGAAGAGUUAGCUGAUUCGGCACUGUUGGUGUUUGCGAAUAAACAGGAUCAGCCGGGAGCGAUGACAGCGCCGGAGGUGAGCGAGGCCUUAGGGUUGGUGGGGAUGAAAGAUCGGAGUUGGAGCAUUGUGGCCUGCAGCGCGAUCGAAGGCGAGGGUUUGACUGAGGGACUUGACUGGCUGGUUGAGGUGAUUAAGGAGGAACAGAUGUGA
Molecule: messenger RNA, 552 nt
Organism: Myxozyma melibiosi
Lineage: Eukaryota; Fungi; Ascomycota; Lipomycetes; Lipomycetales; Lipomycetaceae
Product: ADP-ribosylation factor 1
Exons: 8
Coding region: 1-552 (183 amino acids)
Biological process (GO): intracellular protein transport; vesicle-mediated transport
Cellular component (GO): cytoplasm; Golgi apparatus
Molecular function (GO): GTP binding; GTPase activity
Source: RefSeq, a predicted model, not a curated record